UGACAUAACGCUUUGGGGAAUUGUGGUAGGGAAGGAGUAGGAUCUGCGCGCACCCUGGCCAUGAAAUCAGACACAGGAUCUAGGCUGCUGGCAGUAGAGAGGAUCUACCUCUGUAAUCAAUACGGCAGCACAGCCAGACUCCAGCGCACGCACAGGAUGAUCUGAUAGAGGGGGGAAAUCAUGGCCACGUCAAAUCUUCUGCCUCUUCUUCACGAGCCUCCUCAUUAAUAAUUCACUUUAUUACCUUCGGAUGCAGAGUUUGGGGAAAAUACAGUAUCAGGGAGUGUUAAAUAUUUUGAAAGUGGACAGGACAAAAAAGCAAAGAAGACUUUUUUUCUUGGAGAGAGGGGUCACAAUUUGGGAAGGGUCACAAUUUGGGAACUGUGAGGCUGCUGUUUCUUUCUACCCCCCUCUCUAUUUUCCUGCACAGCUGAGAGUGGGAGAGAGGAAGAGAGAAGAGAAUAACAUCGGGAUGAUGGUGCUGAAUGUACUGCGCUCCUUUAAGGAGCUGUCCGUGGUGCUGACAGCAGUAACCUGCGCUCUCUUACUCCAAGCAUUACCUGCCCGGGCACAGAACGACACCGAACCUAUAGUUCUGGAGGGUAAAUGUCUAGUGGUGUGUGAUUCUAACCCGGCUACUGACUCCAAGGGCUCCUCAUCUUCACCUCUGGGGAUCUCAGUAAGGGCUGCAAACUCCAAGGUUGCAUUCUCAGCUGUCAGGAGUACCAACCAUGAACCAUCAGAGAUGAGCAAUAAGACAAGGAUUAUCUACUUUGACCAGAUCUUAGUAAAUGUGGGAAACUUUUUUACGCUGGAAUCGGUCUUUGUGGCCCCAAGAAAAGGAAUUUACAGCUUCAACUUUCAUGUUAUAAAAGUUUAUCAAAGCCAAACAAUACAGGUUAAUUUGAUGCUUAAUGGCAAACCAGUCAUUUCGGCUUUUGCUGGGGACAAAGAUGUCACUCGUGAGGCUGCAACCAAUGGAGUUCUUCUGUAUUUGGAUAAAGAGGACAAAGUUUACUUAAAACUAGAAAAAGGCAAUCUAGUUGGUGGAUGGCAGUACUCUACAUUUUCUGGCUUUCUGGUGUUUCCUCUGUGAAGUUUGUGACAAUCACCUUGGCGUGGGACAGCUGACAAACCUUCACCUUUGUAAUUUGAAGAUCAUUCUUGUCAUUAAUGGAUUGGUGUCUCCUUACUGACUUCUCAUGGUGGAACCUGGAUUACACUCUCGCCGAAUUCCAAUGACAUUUCAAAGAAAAUAUUUGGUGUGUUUGAAGUAUAUUUGGAAUCCAUCAGACAAUGAUUAUAUAUGCCUAAUGUUACAGUUUAAUGCUGCCUGCAAGUUUUAUUCAGAUUUCAUUUAAAGAAAUUCAUUUGUCCUGAAAAAGAAAACAUGGUAUCACAUGUUACAUAAAGGACAAAGUCUAAUUAGCUAAGUUUGUGUUGCAGACUUAAAUCAAGUAUUGGUCUUUUGCUGCUAAAUAGUAAAAGUCUAAAAAGAUUUGUAAUGUAAGAAUAAAGCUACUAAUAGGACACUAUAUUGGUUGUAAUUAUCCUGGUGCAUUUAAUUUCCACAUGUGUUGUUAACUACAUAGAUAAAUUAAGUAUUGAUAUAUUCUAAUGAAGGUGCAAUGCUAUUGGUCAUGAGUCAUGGAGGAAUCACAAUCAUUUCCUUAGUUUCAGGAAGAGGUCCUGUAAGAAAACUGUCCCACCAACCUGCAGAACUGUGGAGGUUCCACAGCUGUCCUUUCUAUUACUCAUGCAACAUUUGUGAGAACUGGAAAAUAAUGAAUUGGGUGGUUUACAUCUUUCUAGAUCUAGACUAAUUCACAUGAUAGGAUAUGAUAGGUGCCAAAAACUCAAGUGAUUCAUCUAACGUGGGCGCCUCCAGUUUUUUCCCCUAUAAUGCAAGCCCUGGAAAGCAGUCUGUCUCAUCUUAAAAAUUGGUUUGGCAAAUUGGUCAAUAUACAGUAUUAGAAACUGAUAGUGCUCCUUUAAUCUUUACUUCUACUAUUUAAUUUGUGGAAGUCUGGAAAGUUUUUGCAGCAAGGUGUUCUUAAGCAGCAUGUUCCAACAAUAAAACAAAUAGAUCAUAACAAUGACAAAAAAAUGCUUACCCGACAUUUAAGUGAUCCAUCUUGCAGUGCUCAGAAGAAGCAGCUUUGCCCUGCAGGAUGUCUCAAUCUCACUUCUCAAGUUUAAUUAGCAUGAUUGAUCAUAUGCACUUUAUUAGAAACCUGGGGAUGUUUUUCUACCUACAGAAUCACUAUUAGCCUGAGAAGAGGGUCUUAUUUGUAUAUCCUAUGUUGUCUUAUUAUUUAUCUUUUACACAUAUCUUAUCAGUUGAUGCCUUAAAAUGAUUAAAACAUCAUUAAUUAUCAGAGAGCUGUAAAAAAAAUAAUUCAAUCCAUAGCGAUGCUUUAGUUAAAUUACUGAGUAUAUUUGUAGAGUGGAAAAUAUAGAUUUUACUGUCACAUCUCAGUGUUGAAAUGAUAUAUAAUAAAGGUUAAUAUGUGAUAGAAGUUUUGACCUUUGGAUUUUGAAAACAUACAUGAUACGGUUUGUUGCUUUAUUUGAUAUAUAAAUCGCUUGGAUUGUUGAGGGCCUUGGGCUCAGAGAAAGCUGCCUGAUAGGUGACAGGAAAAUACCAAUUACUGCAAGCUAAAUACCUUAAUCCUCCAUAUAUUUUCACACAAAAAAAUUAAAUGAAGAAAAAAAAGAAGAAUGUUAGCAGAAAAAGAGAUUCUGUGGGGAAGUUAACCCUUAAAGAGAAAUUCAAAUAGAAACCAUUAAAACAACAACAUUGUCCCUUUCAUGGAACAUAUUAUGUUUGGAGAUUUCAUUUGGUCAAAUAAAUGUGUUGCUGUUUUUACUUUCUACUUGUCACUUACUGUAGGAGUGUGCCUUUAGUGAAUGACAUAAAACAAAGUUUUAUUUUGGUCAAUGGAUGUUUUUUUUUUCUCAAUAAAUGCCCAGCCAAUGAAAACUCAAAAUGCAUGUCCCCUUUGAGAUCUGUCUUAAACGUAUUGGAUUGGAACGGUAACUGCACAUAUAAACAGCGUUAACUAACAGUCUACCAAUUCUGUCAUCUGACUGUUAUAAUUGGACGUACAAUAGAUCAGAUUGAUUAAAAGGGAGAAGUGAUAAAAGGCAUACAGUAAGUUGCAAAAGAAAAAAACGUGAAAUGUGUAUCUUUUUUGUUUCUGUUCUGUUACUUUAUUAAACUCAAUAUUGCCUUG
Molecule: messenger RNA, 3236 nt
Organism: Pseudophryne corroboree (corroboree frog)
Lineage: Eukaryota; Metazoa; Chordata; Amphibia; Anura; Myobatrachidae
Gene: CBLN4
Product: cerebellin 4 precursor
Exons: 3
Coding region: 251-1096 (281 amino acids)
Cellular component (GO): synapse
Molecular function (GO): protein binding
Source: RefSeq, a predicted model, not a curated record